AUGCCAGAGCAUGCGCAGCAGAGUGCCGUUCCUGAUCGUGGUGGUGCUUCUCAUCAUCCUGAGGCUCCUGCCCACAAGUGGCCGAAAGGGGGCAAGGAGGGCAAAGGAAGCGGUGCCACCGACUCGUACGACGAAGCUGAGGGCGAAUUCUGGGAGCCGCCCACGUUUCCGCCUGGAGAACAAGAAGCACACGAGCUCAAGAACUAUAUUGAUGAGGUUCAGAAGUCUCUUAUGGAUUCCAUCGGCGCCAUCCGCACACAGGUCUCCUCGCUCGCAUCAACGGUGCAGACGGCCUGUACAAGUUUGGGUUCUCAGGUUGAGAGCAGGAUGGGAACGGUCGAAGUUAGACAGAAUAAGACUGAACAGUAUACGAAAUCCUUGGAGGCAAGGAUCAAGCAGCUUGAGGACACCCUCGGCAUUAUGCGAGCUGAGAAGCCGAAGAUUGAGACCGACACGAGCUUCGACAGAGACCCCAACCCUACCAUCGUGGUGUCCAGAUGCCGCACUCUGGUUACCAAAGAGCAGGUCAAUGUCGCAAUUCAGGAGUGGAUGGAGGCCGCCAACUGUCCGUCUUCUGAGUAUGCGAUUGUCGGGGAGCCCGCGGCGAAGCGCUUCGACAUCCAGUUCAAAGGACAAGCAGGUCUUGCGGCUCGCCGUACCUCUAAGGCACUCAUGUUCCUCAAGCGUGGGCCCAACGACUGGCGCAGGUUCGUGGUGGCCGACAUGACUGGAGUCCAGCAAGAGUUGCACAUCGGCCCUGACAAGUCACAGGCACAGAUUCUCAUGGAGAUCACACUGAAGGCCAUCAAGCGCGCAUUCAUCCAGGCCUUCCCCCAUCAGUGGAAGCCAAUCCUGCGCGUGGUGGUGCACAAGGAGCAGCCGACCACCGUGGAGUGGGCAGUCGAGAACAUUGCGGCGCUGGGCCUCGACCGAGCCGAGAUCGAGAAUGCGAUUCAACCCGCGAUCCAGCAGCAGACAACGUCUACACAGUGGAGCCUUGAGCGCGGUGAUGCGAGCAUGGGCGGGAGCUUCCACAUCCAGACCACCAGCGACAGCAGC
Prorocentrum cordatum is the source of this 1059-nucleotide messenger RNA. Lineage: Eukaryota; Dinophyceae; Prorocentrales; Prorocentraceae. The record is from the annotation of a GenBank genome assembly.